Gadus macrocephalus (Pacific cod) is the source of this 3621-nucleotide messenger RNA. RefSeq names its product siah E3 ubiquitin protein ligase 1 (gene siah1). The transcript has 6 exons. The record is from RefSeq and is a predicted model, not a curated record. Gene Ontology annotation, biological process: multicellular organism development; proteasome-mediated ubiquitin-dependent protein catabolic process. Gene Ontology annotation, molecular function: ubiquitin protein ligase activity; ubiquitin conjugating enzyme binding; zinc ion binding. Lineage: Eukaryota; Metazoa; Chordata; Actinopteri; Gadiformes; Gadidae. The coding region runs from base 586 to 1446 and encodes 286 amino acids. Gene Ontology annotation, cellular component: cytoplasm.
ACACAUCAAACGGCUAUAGGUGGAUGUGUUAUACAGGUAUACCCAUACGGAGAUAAUAGUUGACCAUGGGGGCCUGCCUUUCAAAAUACUUUUGUUUCGUUUACAUAUUCAAGAAUAAACACAUGUCAAGAGUAAGUAAGGAUAAGUAAUAGUAAACGUGUUUUUAUAUUUGAACAAAAAAAUCAUACUAUAACACUAGAGUCGAUAAGCUGUGGCAGCUGCUAUCUGGAAAAAGCACGUCCCCGCGACAAACUUCAACAACUGUGCGCGAGCCCGACCGGCUGGUACAAACGUCUCGUUUGAGCUCCAAGUGCAGCGCGAAUGUGGAUACAUCGAGCUAACGAAUGAAAAACGAUAAACGGAAUCAUUUGGUUAAUAACAUCUAGACAUCCAUUCAUUUCGCCAUAGUACGUUCUGGGACACUUCAUCUGAGGCGGAACGAAAGCGUAGCCGCCUGCUAGACUUGUGCUGCUUGACCAGCCCUCCUUCUUCAACCUGUAGUCCCUUAUAGCUAUUACAAAAGGGAACAGGACAAAAGAGGUCCUCACAUUUCAAGAGGAGAAGAAAGCCCUACUGAGGAAUCUUAUGGACGAAGAAAUGAGUCGCCAGACCGCCACCGCGCUGCCGACAGGAACCUCCAAGUGCCCCCCCUCCCAGCGCGUGCCCACCCUGUCGGGCACCACCGCCUCCAACAGUGACCUGGCCAGCUUGUUUGAGUGCCCCGUCUGCUUCGACUAUGUCCUGCCUCCAAUCCUGCAGUGCCAGUCGGGACACCUGGUGUGCUCCAACUGCCGGCCCAAGCUCACCUGCUGCCCCACGUGCCGGGGGCCCCUCGGCUCCAUCCGGAACCUGGCCAUGGAGAAGGUGGCCAACUCGGUGCUCUUCCCCUGCAAGUACGCGUCGUCGGGCUGCGAGGUCACGCUGCCGCACACGGACAAGGCGGAGCACGAGGAGCUGUGUGAGUUCCGGCCGUACUCCUGCCCCUGCCCGGGGGCCUCCUGCAAGUGGCAGGGCUCGCUGGACGCCGUCAUGCCCCACCUGAUGCACCAGCACAAAUCCAUCACCACGCUGCAGGGGGAAGACAUCGUGUUCCUGGCCACGGACAUCAACCUGCCCGGCGCCGUGGACUGGGUGAUGAUGCAGUCGUGUUUCGGCUUCCACUUCAUGCUGGUGCUGGAGAAGCAGGAGAAGUACGACGGCCACCAGCAGUUCUUCGCCAUCGUGCAGCUCAUCGGCACGCGCAAGCAGGCCGAGAACUUCGCCUACCGCCUGGAGCUCAACGGGCACCGGCGCCGGCUCACGUGGGAGGCCACGCCGCGCUCCAUCCACGAGGGCAUCGCCACGGCCAUCAUGAACAGCGACUGCCUGGUGUUUGACACGUCGAUCGCACAACUGUUUGCGGAGAACGGGAACCUGGGCAUCAACGUCACCAUAUCCAUGUGCUGAGGGACCUCCGGCGGCGCCAUCCGACCCCCCCCCCCCCCCCCAUUCCCGGGAAACGGGGGGGGGUGAACGGUUGCAGUUAUAACAAAAAUAAAUAAUUUGUUACUUACGUUCUGAGUAAACUGAAAGGGUGACCUCCUACCCUAGUCCCACACCCCCUCGCCCCCCCCCCCCCCCCCCUCCCCAACACCCCCUGGAGACAGAAGGACGGGGCCCAAGUGGACUGUCUGAUGGGCAGCCACGGGGGGGACGCCGGGGGUGGAAUGUACGGACGUAUGGACGGAGCAUCCGUUGAACGGACACGCCUGGGUUCAACUGUGUAGUGGCGGAUAGACUUGUACCCAUCUCCGUUACACACCGCGCACACGUGCAGUAUCUUUAUAGUUCAUUAUUGUUUCUCUCUCGCUGUAGUUCAUCCAGUCUUGGUUCUCGCUCUCGUUCUCUCUCUCGUUCUCUCUCUCGUUUUCUCUCUUGUCUCUCGUUUUGUUACAAACACAAAAAAAAAAGUUUGCAUUGUGGUAUCUCGUUUCAAAGAUGAUCACCUCCUGUUAUUGUUUUUUGUUUGUCAGCCUCACCUUCCAGACGAAAACACGCACACACACGCUCCCAACAUCUCUGAAGAGCUGAACCUUUAACUAAGCGGAACUGUUAUUUGUUUCUUUCAGGGCACGGGUUCUGCUCGCUGGUCACUAGCACCCUGAGCAUGGCUUUAUGUAUAUUCUACCAUGGACACUUGGUCAGUACUAUGUGGCUAGUUAUUUAGCUAGCUGACCAGCCACCUGGACUAGCCUCGCUCUGCAUUUGGAAGUCAACCUCUGUUGGAUCUUCUAAACACUAACAGCCAAUGGCUCCGACGGGUGGAGCUGAACGAGUACUGUUAAUUUUCCUCCUUCGGGAUCCGUUAAGUCCUGACCAUGGCUGCCUAUUGGUUAAUAAAGGAACACGAGCCUUCAGUUGCUGUGGAGCAGUUUGAUCGCAGAAGGAGUAGUGUAAACACAACGAGUUGUAGUCUACCUUCUGGUAGAGCCAUAGGUGGGGAUAGCCAAAGACCCUCAAUACUGUACUGGAUAAGGCUCUUAAACUAGGAUGCGUGGUAAGGAAAGGUUGUUUACCGUGCCUAUGUUGUGAAAAUAGCUCGGAUGAGGUCCUUAAAGAUGUAGCCUCCUCCGUUUUGAGCAAUGUAACCCAAGCAUCAGCGGUGGUCAAUCAUAGGAAGCUCCUGGGUCAACUGACAUCCUUGGAAAGAAUUGAGGAUUACAGACUCUUGCCACUGUGUAAAGUUUUCAGAAUGCCAGGGACUUGUUGGAAGGUUUGGGCUGGCAAUUAGUGUCUAAUUCCAAAGCCAGACACGGAUACAUGCGCAUAAGCACCAGUUCAUCGUGUUUUCACGCAUACAUGGACACGCAUACAGACCUACUCAAGCCUGUGCUAAUGUUGUGACUGCGGGGCUAAGCAGGCUGAGCUAUUGGUGGAAUCGUGAGUGUCAACCCAUUUUGACUUAAGGGUCAAUAAAUUAAGCUUUGUUCUGUUUGUACCCUUUUAAGUAAGGAAGAAAAACUGCAUUUCGGUUUUGUCAAAUUGAAACUGGUUUUACUCCUUGACAUUUUCUUUGUGUGUGCGUGUUUGAGAGAGAUAUCUUACCCUUUUUUUUUUCUUUUUUUUUUUUACAAUCCCAUUUCACUCACUGUCCAUCUAGCCUCACCGAUUACGAUCUCUGAAAAACUGACUGAUGGAUCCUGUCCCCACCUAAGACCAAGGGACAGCUUCUACCGUUACAAUGUUGCUAUUGUUAUUAUAUUGUUAUUAAAUGGAGAUUGUUAUUAUCAUAAUUAUCAUUUUUGUAAUGACUCUAAAAAUGGAAAAGGCAGUUUUAAAAACUCGUGGCUAAACUUCAAGUGUUUUUAGUUGAAAAACAAGUUGUGAUGUUCUUCUGAAGGUGGUUUUCCAAGUUGAAUAGUUUAUCAUUUCCCCUUUUGUCUUUGUCCGUUUGUCUGUCCUUAUUUUUGUUAAUCUUUUUUUUCUUUUUGUUUGUUGUGUUUGAAGAGGGGGGAGGGGUCAAGCCAAUCGUCUCUCCUUCGCUCUUCAAUGUGGAGUCUGCUGCUCUCCCUUAACUCCUGUAUUUUUGUUUUUAUUUGAUUCCGUUUUAAGUUGUCAUUAAAUAAAUCUAUCUUUUUCAUA